UAGUGCGUAACCCGGAAGCGCUCGUGCGCCUGGCCUAGGCCCCGGCGCGGGAUGGCGGAAUACGAGAGUGUCCAGCGCGCACCGCUGCGAUUGAAGGGGAGUGGUGCGGCCCCGGCGCUUGGGAAGCGGAAGAAGAAGAAGGCGGCUAAGGACAAAAGCAAAAUCCUGGAGCAGAUCGUGAGCAGUAAGAAGCAAGAGGAGGAGAAGAAGCGGGCUCUGGACAAGCGGACCCCUGCACAGCUUGCCUAUGAGAAGAUGCAAGAGAAAAGGCAAAUGGAAAGAAUACUGAAGAAAGCCUCCAAAACUCAUAAACAAAGAGUUGAGGAUUUCAACAGACACUUGGAUGCUCUGACUGAACAUUAUGACAUUCCCAAAGUUAGCUGGACUAAGUGAAUGUCUUCUCUUCCACAGUUUUGGAUUCUAAGUAGACUUUUUAUUCAAAGGAAAUGACCGUGCAAAUCUCUGCUCUCCAAGUUGGAUAUUUUAUUAAUGUUAUAUAAAUGUGCAUUCUGGCACUUUUUCAUUGUUCAUUUGAAACUAUGUUCACAGCACAGCCAUCUUCUUGAACUACUAGUAAAGGCCCUGAGCCUCCACUCAGGUGCAAGGAUAUGGAUCCUUUGCAGAGCUCUCUGCAGGAUCAGGGCUAAAGGUAGUUGAUGCUUAUUGGAGAAAUUUAUCUAGUGUAUUGUUCUAAUAUUACCUGGUAGAUACCUCUUCUCUUUUUUCCUUUGAAAGGAGAACUUUGACAGUGUCCUACAUAAUAAACUUCAUUUAUGAAUUCAA
Molecule: messenger RNA, 783 nt
Organism: Gopherus flavomarginatus (Mexican gopher tortoise)
Lineage: Eukaryota; Metazoa; Chordata; Testudines; Testudinidae
Gene: FAM32A
Product: family with sequence similarity 32 member A
Exons: 4
Coding region: 52-393 (113 amino acids)
Cellular component (GO): nucleolus
Source: RefSeq, a predicted model, not a curated record